This is a messenger RNA of Trypanosoma conorhini, 336 nucleotides long. RefSeq lists its product as uncharacterized. NCBI's taxonomy places the organism in Eukaryota, Euglenozoa, Kinetoplastea, Trypanosomatida, Trypanosomatidae. The transcript has a single exon. The record is from RefSeq and is a predicted model, not a curated record. The coding region runs from base 1 to 336 and encodes 111 amino acids.
AUGUCCCCGCGCAGCGCCUCCUCCCCCGCUGGCGGUGACAUGGGGAGGAGGGGCUUCCACGGGGGGAUGGCGGCGCAACGACUCGCCACCAGUGAGACGGAAGCUCCGCUUGCGACGCGCACAACAGUGCGCAUUGGUUGGGGCCUUCUGCUCUCAUUUUUAGGGCCCUCGGCGGCGCUGCGCCAGGAGGUCUGGGGGCGCGAGUUGCCGUGCGGUCGGCUGUGCCACCCGUGCCGUGGGACUGCCGGGCGGCGGCGGGGAGGAGGCCCCCAGCCCGUGCUUGCGGGGCGGCGGUGGAAGGCCGCGGGGCUUCGUCAAACGUCAGGUGAAGCUUAG